This is a messenger RNA of Fusarium coffeatum, 2085 nucleotides long. RefSeq lists its product as uncharacterized. The transcript is spliced from 2 exons. NCBI's taxonomy places the organism in Eukaryota, Fungi, Ascomycota, Sordariomycetes, Hypocreales, Nectriaceae. Bases 1 to 2085 code for a protein of 694 amino acids. Gene Ontology annotation, cellular component: COG complex. The record is from RefSeq and is a predicted model, not a curated record. Gene Ontology annotation, biological process: intra-Golgi vesicle-mediated transport.
AUGACUCCUUCAGAUCACUCUUUGUCACUCAAGAGUCUUCCUUUGAGAGAUAAUCUCAACUCCGGGAUCUCUUCUGCAGAGGGCUACCCACAACCUCCAGCUACUCCCAAAGGCAUUACGCCCCUGACCUCCAAAGUGACGAGUGUCCUCUCCACGACACAUUCCGAUGCUGAAUUCCGAGACGCCUUGUCUCUUCUUGAUCAACGUGGGAUUCAAAACGACGCCGAGACUCGUCGACGUGUUCGAUUAGACUUGCAAAAAGAAGUCAUUGACAGUAAUGGCGAAGUUAUUGCCGAAUUCGGGCGCGUAGCAGAGCAACUCAGGCGCAUUAAAACAACUAUCGACAAGCUCAACAAUGGGUAUGAUGAAAUGAAAGGCCAAGUUGUCGAGGCUCACAGACAAACUUUACCGGCACUUUCUGAGGCAUCUUCUCUACUAGAGCAAAGAAGGCAAGUUGAGGUCAAGCAGGAACUUCUCGGGGCUUUCAGAAAACACUUCAUCAUGUCUGACAACGAAGUCGCUGCUUUGACACAAACGGCUGAACCGGCUGAUGACCAUUUCUUCGACGCUUUGAGCAAGGCAAAAAAGAUUAGCAAGGACUGCGAGAUCCUGCUCGGUUUUGAGAAGCAGACACUAGGACUGGAGCUUAUGGAGCAAAUGUCGAAAAACAUCAACCUCGGCUUUCAAAAACUCUACAAGUGGAUUCAACGGGAAUUCAAGACCCUGAAUCUUGAGAAUCCUCAAAUGAACUCUUCGAUCCGUCGGGCACUCCGAGUUCUGGCUGAGCGACCGUCGCUCUUCCAGAACUGUCUCGAUUUCUUCUCCGAAGCUCGGGAAAGAAUCCUCUCGGACUCGUUUUACACAGCACUGACUGGUACUUUGCCAUCAGGAGCUGAAGAUCAAUCUGUCAAACCAAUCGACAUGUUGGCACACGACCCAUUGCGUUAUGUUGGAGACAUGCUAGCCUGGAUCCACUCAGCUACUGUCAGUGAACGAGAAGCAUUGGAGGUUCUCUUCGUUGCCGAGGGGGAGGAACUUGCCAAGGGGCUCAAGUCUGGACGAGAUGCCGAGAUAUGGCGGCUUGUUGCCGAGGACGACGAAGCUGAAGCUGAUUUCAAUGCACUCAAAGCACUGAAUGAUCUGGUUGAUCGUGAUGUUUCUGGUGCUGCCCGAGUGCUUCGUCAACGAAUGGAGCAGGUAAUCCAAGCAAACGAGGACACCAUCCCAGCCUAUAAACUUGCAAACCUCAUCAAUUUCUAUCGCAUUACUUUUCAGAAAACACUGGGCCCCAACUCAAACUUGGUAGAGUUAAUCGGAGGUCUGGAAACAGAGGCGCUACGGCAAUUCCGAGCACUGGUAAGGGAUCACAUUGCAGCCCUGCAGGGUGAAUUUCAACAUGCCCCUUCAGACCUUGGUCCGCCCGGUUUUCUACAAGAGUCCCUCAAACAGCUCAAGGCUAUUACCAAAACUUACGAUUCCUCGUUAUCUGCUUCAGAAGAUCGAGAGAGCGAGUUUGAGAACGUAUUAACAGAGGCUUUUGAACCGUUCAUGGCCGGCUGUGAGAAUAUGGCUAAGAACAUGAACACACAGAAUGGCGCCAUCUUCCUUAUCAACUGUUUUUCUUCGGCAGUAGCAUGUUUAGAACCGUUCGAAUUCACGCAACGAAGAACCAAGCAGCUACGUGAGAAAUCAGAUGAUCAGGCCAAAGGGCUCAUCACCAGUCAAUACCACUUUUUCCGAAAAGGCUCAGGGUUGGAUGCCAUCUUCUCCAAGUUGGAGGAAGACGAUGAUAAAGAUGCCACCUCAUUGGAUGAGAAAGCUCUGGCUCAGGCAAGCCAAACACUGGAUGACUUCUUGCCAUCGGCACUCAUGGACGCUAUGGAGAAUCUAAAGCAUCUUCAAGACGCCAAACUGGCCCGGCAGAUCACUGAGGAAGCGGCCGAGCAAUUCUGCAAUGACUUUGAACAACUAGAGGAGGUGAUAACAGAGGGUGAUGACGAAUCCGUGAACUCUGAAGAAGAAGAUCAAGGGCUGCGGUCUGUGUUUCCCAGAACCACAGCAGAAAUUCGCGUACUGCUUUCCUAA